Molecule: messenger RNA, 1887 nt
Organism: Pistacia vera
Lineage: Eukaryota; Viridiplantae; Streptophyta; Magnoliopsida; Sapindales; Anacardiaceae
Product: E3 ubiquitin-protein ligase RNFT1-like
Exons: 8
Coding region: 479-1801 (440 amino acids)
Biological process (GO): positive regulation of ERAD pathway
Molecular function (GO): ubiquitin protein ligase activity
Source: RefSeq, a predicted model, not a curated record
CAGAAGGCAAGAGAUUUUCAAAAGGAAAAAGAGAUCAAAGUAGACGCGUUCAUUUUUGCAGCGUAGAGAGAAAGAAAGCACGUAGGAUGAAGUCAAGCAUGAUCCUUCUUCUCUCUUUUCUUUCUUUUAAUCCCAGGAACUAUCUCAUUCGUUCUUCAUCUUAAGCUUCUUAUCAUAAUCAAGUUGCUAGCUUUCAUUAUAAAAACAUAAUCUUUGUGUGCAAGAGACCCGGUUUGAAAUAUCACACCUAAAUCUUUCGACCUUUCAUUCUCUUCUCAAUCCCUCCAGCCUGUUAAUACUUUGUUUCUAAUCUAAUGUUUAAGGUAACUUUCAACAUAAAAUUCUUUUCUUUCGAUAAAUUUCUCUUUAUUUGAUUGCUUAGUUUUCUUCAGUUGUGAAAUUUUUAUAAUUUCGUUUCGGGUAUAGUCUUAAACUCUUUUUGAUCAGAAGGGUUAGGCGUCUCGUUUGGAGUAUUCAAAUGGAAACCUCACCUAUAACUACUCCUGAUCCCUACGUGGAUCCUUCUUCAUCUCUAACUAACAACACGGCUACAACCUCUACCUCUAAUACUAGUAAUAAUAAUUCUACCAGCUAUGGGGUUUUGCUAAACUUGUUUCACUCACCAUUAUCUCUUCUACUCGAAUAUUCCCGUGUGGUUUCGGCCACUUCUAUCUCUGCCCAUCAAGAUUCUUACCCUGUUGGUGAUAUUCAGACCCAGUCGCCCAAUUCCAUUGACAAUCUAAGCAGUGUGAGUCCUGGGGAGGUUUCAAUUCAGAUAAUUAGACCGGAGAAUGCUGAAACCGAAACCACAGAGGCAGUGUUGGAAAAUGAGCAGGCAAAUCCAUUAGGGGCUGGGGAAACGCUUCCAUUGGUGCCUCCUUCAGUUGAAGGUAAUACUUCUCGUGAUAAUUCUUACCGAAGUUAUGAUAUUCAGCAGCUUGCUCGGUGGGUCGAACAAGUUCUUCCAUUUUCAUUACUCUUGCUGGUUGUCUUCAUUCGACAGCAUUUGCAAGGCUUUUUCGUUACAGUUUGGAUUACAGUAAUGAUUUUUAAGUCGAAUGAUAUCCUUCGAAAGCAGACUGCUUUAAAGGGAGAGAGGAAAAACUCUGUUCUCAUCGUAAUCUCUAUCGGUUUUAUGCUUCAUGUGGUUGGAAUUUACUGGUGGUUUCGACAUGAUGAUCUUUUAUAUCCAUUGGUCUUGAUUCCUCCGAAAACAAUUCCACCUUUCUGGCAUGCUAUAUUCAUCAUCCUAGUGAAUGAUGCAAUGGUGAGGCAGGCAGCAAUGGCUCUUAAGUGUCUACUACUAAUUUAUUAUAAGAGUGGCAGAGGCCAUAAUUUCCGCCGGCAGGGUCAAAUUCUAACUUUGAUCGAGUAUGCUCUGCUGUUUUACCGUGCACUGUUGCCAGCACCGGUCUGGUACCGAUUUUUCUUGAACAAAGAUUAUGGAAGCCUCUUUUCAUCAUUGACCACAGGGCUGUAUUUAACUUUCAAGCUUACCACCAUUGUUGAGAAGAUGCAAUCUCUCUUUGCUGCCUUAAGGGCAUUGUCAAGGAAGGAAGUUCAUUAUGGGUCUUAUGCUACAAUGGAACAGGUAAAUGCAGCUGGAGACCUCUGUGCAAUUUGCCAAGAGAAGAUGCAUGUUCCUGUUUUAUUGCGAUGUAAACACAUAUUUUGCGAGGACUGUGUUUCUGAAUGGUUGGAGAGAGAAAGAACUUGCCCUCUCUGCAGGGCUUUGGUUAAAGCUGCAGACUUACGAUCAUUCGGGGAUGGAUCAACAAGCUUGUUGUUCCAGUUAUUCUAAUUAGUUUGAGUGACUGAGAAUGCUCUUAACAAAGGUUUCGUCCCUGUUCUUGCAUAGGCAAAUGGCGGAUGUAUAUUAAUUAGAAU